This is a messenger RNA of Labeo rohita (rohu), 4906 nucleotides long. RefSeq names its product leucine rich repeat and Ig domain containing 2b (gene lingo2b). The transcript is spliced from 2 exons. NCBI's taxonomy places the organism in Eukaryota, Metazoa, Chordata, Actinopteri, Cypriniformes, Cyprinidae. The record is from RefSeq and is a predicted model, not a curated record. Gene Ontology annotation, molecular function: protein binding. The coding region runs from base 563 to 2386 and encodes 607 amino acids.
GAGAAUAUGUGCGAGAAAAUGAGCACGAGUCCCUUUUUUAGCGAGAUGGUUCUUCUUUCAUGCCGAACUGAAUCAGAAGUGCCGUUUCUGUCUCUAUCUCGUGUCAUUCACCCUACAUUCCCUUCAUGGGCGAAUAUCUCCAUGACGACCCCAUCCUCUGUCUCUCCAUCUCCGGUCUCUUUCGCCCUCUCUCUCUCUCUCUCUCUCUAGUGUGCGUCAUGAAGAUGAAAAGUGCCUAAUCCCCUUGUGGAACUCAGUCUAACAGACACACAUGCAGAAUCCCAGCUUUUGGGAAGACGUCACACACAAGCGCGUCACUCUCUCCGAGUGAGCGCGGCUUUACAGCGGGAAGCGGCGGAUGGAGAAGGAAGAAGAGAGAGAGGGAGGGUGGCGAUAAACGCUUAUUGUUCUUGAGGAGCCUGAACUGGAGGUGUGGCAUCUGCCGGGCGUUGUCGUGGAGACAGAGUGCUGGCUGUUCCCUCUUCCUCUUAGCUGAUCGCUCAGACGCUGAUCACAGGGACGCUGAUCCUUAUGGCAUCUAGAACAGCAGCCACAGGUGGCCAUGCUGUUCUCUCCGUUCUCUUGUGCUCUGGGGCUCUCCCUCCUGCCACUCCUCCUGUUUCAGUGCCCCACCCACGCCUGCCCUGCCCGCUGCGAGUGCUCUGUGCCCACGCGUUCUGUGUCAUGUCAUCGCAGGCGGUUAGCGCAGGUGCCUGAAGGCAUCCCUAUAGAGACAAGGGCAUUGGACCUUAGUAAAAACCGGCUGCGAAUUGUGACGCCACAGAACUUCUCCUCACUGCUGUUGCUAGAGGAGCUAGACCUCAGCAACAACCUGUUGUCAUCUGUGGAACCUGGCAGCUUCCGCGCUCAGCCACGGCUACGCUCGCUCCGACUGCGCAGCAAUCAGUUGACUCUGCUUCCGCGCGGUGCACUGGCUGGCCUCAGCGAGCUCACUCUGCUGGAUGUCAGUCAAAAUCGUCUUGUUAUUCUGCUGGACUACGGUUUUGAGGAGCAGCGGAGGCUGCGGGUACUAGAGCUGAGUGAUAAUGAGCUAGUGUUUAUCGCCCCACGGGCCUUUAGCGGCCUGGCAUCCCUGCGCUCUCUAACGCUGCAGCGAUGCAACCUGAGCACAGUGCCCACGCAUGCUCUCGCACAUCUGCAUGGUCUAACCAGCCUGCGGUUGCGGGACUUAGGCAUUGCGGAGCUUCAGGCACACGCGUUUAAGGGUCUACCACGACUGAAACACCUGGAAGUGGACCGCUGGCCUUUGUUAGAAGGGUUUCCGACCUCCGCUUUGCAGGGGCUGAACCUCAGCACACUGUCCAUUACCCACACCAACUUGACGUCCGUGCCAGUGGUGACGCAUCUGUUGUAUCUAACGCAUCUCAACCUGUCUUACAGCCGUAUACGUGUCCUGCCAGCAGGGUGGUUGCGAGGAAUGGACCGGCUGGAAGUCAUACGUGUGCGACAGUCUAACCUGCUCAGCGUGGAACCCCAAGCCUUUCAAGGAGCCUCCUCACUCCGCCUUCUUGACCUUUGUUACAACCGCCUUUCCACGCUCGAGAGGAGUGUUUUUCCUGCUUCUGAGGCCCUGCAGACUCUUCUGAUUGGCCAGAACCCAUUAGUGUGCGAUUGUCGUCUACGCUGGCUCCUGGAGAGGACUCCUCCAUUGCUGUACGGUGAUGUUCAACCUGAAUGUAGUGCUCCUGCUCCCUUGGCUGGGAAGCCUCUAAGGGACCUGACGGAAACUCAGAUCUCUCGCUACGUUAUUUGCACCAAGCCCAGGGUUGUCUCCAUGGCAAGUUACCCAGCACAAGCGGAAGAAGGACAAAGAGCUUGGCUAUACUGCAGUUCAGAUGGGUCUCCACCUCCUUCUGUGUCAUGGCUAACACCUCACAGGCGACACAUUACCACAAAGAGUACGGGAAGAAUAGUGGUCCACACCAAUGGCUCACUGGAGUUCCGCAUGGCAGAGCCUCAGGAUAGCGGCAUGUACGUAUGUGUGGCAUCGAACCCAGCGGGCAAUGCCACUCUGUCCAUCACGCUUGGUGUUAAAAGUUCAGGAAUCAGGGACAGAGCCCUUUACGCCAACCGCAGCUAUCUAUUCGACUCCGACUACAACAGUUCCCUGAUUAAUGGCACGGAGGAGUACACCAUCAGGGUGGUGCUGGACUUCACCACCAUCCUGGUCUCCACAGCAAUGGGCUGCCUCAGCUUCCUGGGUGUUGUUUUGUUCUGUUUCUUGUUGUUGUUUGCAUGGAGCCGUGGCAAAGGGAAGCACAGAGGUAGCGUGGACAUUCAGUACGUCCCACGAAAGCGGAAAGGCGCAAACUCAGAACUUACAGAAACAAGCGGGCCCAGACGAGUCAACAUGAAGAUGAUCUAAACUUUUUAUACAUGGCCGAGGAUUUCACGGGUUGCAUGGUCGCAUUUGCGUGUUUGUUGGACUUUGUGAGUCUUUGGGUAUAUGUGCUGCAAAACAUGCAAAGGAUGUAUUUAAUCAUGAGAGUUUACAUGUGGUAUCCCAAUGAAAAAAAAGAAAGAAAAAGAAAAACGCCAAACCGUAUAAUGCGCGUCUUCUGCGAUGCUUCAUCUGUGGAAAGCAUUAUUUGGACAGUGCAGACGAGAAUAAGUUCAAGUUAUUGUAUAUAUUUCAUAUUUGUGGGAAAGAAUGGUAUAUUUCUAUAUACAUAUAUAUAUAUAUAUAUGAAUAUAUCUAUUUACAGAUACGUUACAAUUACCUUUCAAAACGCUGCAAAAACUCAAGUUGUCUUCCCCAAUAAGCAAAGUAUCUACUGGAAAAAGCCUCGGCAGUGCUGUGUUGUGAAGUGUUUGGUUUUGCUCAGAAUUCCUGUUCUCCUGGGACAUCCUCUUCUUAGCAGAACCUCCGGGGGAACCGGAGAGUUUUCUGCCAUUUUGUUGUAAAGAUGUUAAAAUGCAAGAAGCCGUUUGACAUGGUGGGUUCCAGGGGCUGUAUUUGUGACUCAGUGGAAGUCUGUGGAACUGUGUGAAAAUGUUCUUUUCUUUUCUUAUGUUCUGUCAAAUGCUGCUCAAAUGUUUUUACAUACUAAAUAUCUGGUUAUAUUUUCCAAAGAAAAUAAAUAUAAAUCGUUCAGCUUGAUAACCGUCAUCUCAAAUCGUAUUCUUGCCCAUGUCAAAUAGAUAUGAACCUACACCUUGUUAGCCUUAUUGCUUUUGGUGCCUCUCUGUAUUUGUUUUCUUUAUAUUUCGCACAGCUAUAUUUUUACACACAUAUCCAGCUUCUCAUGAAGCAUAAAUUGUCCUUUUACAUGUUUUGUAAAAUUUGGCAUCUCACUAAAAAGGACGUCUCAAGUAGAUGUGACUCAAUUUCUUCAAACAAACACAUAAAUAGCAAAUACUCCAUUACAGUACAGUAGAUGUCUUGGUGGUGACCUUUUUUAGAGCUCUUAAAAGCAUGAAAUGGAUUUAUAUUUGUCCCUGUCUGCUUCCUUUGACGUCACAGCUCAGGAUAGUCACUAGUGAAGGGUUUGGGAUUGUGCAUGUACUUGUGGUGUGAUCAACAAAUCAAUGUAGUCGUGAUGUCAUUUUCCUACUUCUCUAGGGUAAAAAGACCUGGCUCAAAAAAUGGUAUUAAAAACAGUUCCCAUGAGCAAGGAUGGCAGACUUCCAGGUGGUCACAUACCAGGCAAGCGGUUGCCGCUAAAAUGAAUGGGAAUUCUUACUGAUAGCUUUCUUCUGGUAUUAUUGACCUACUUGAUUCAGGUGUACAAGCGCAAAGCUGCUAAAGCUUUAUUGAUUUUUACUUAGUAAUCUAAAUUGGUCAGGCAGGAGUAUUUAGAAUAUUCAUGCAAUAUUUCACAAUUUCACAUUUCACAUUCAUAUCCAUUAAUUUGAUGGGUGAAACUCACACUCCUCGGUCUGUAAUUAUCUGUAGUACAUUCAUAUUAUAUUUCUUUUGUUGUACUGAAUACAAAGGACUCCUCCUCUCGUGUCUUAAUUUUUUUUUCAAUACAUAAAGGCCUAAGCUAUAUUUGUUUGAUUUUGUCUAUGGUGUCAUAUGAUUCCUUGUUCUACAAGUGUCAUUUUUAAAAUCCUCACUCCAAAUCUUGAUGUCAGAUGUAUUACAUCUAAGCAUUUAAUUACCUACUUCUUGUCGUUCAGGUUAGACCUCGUACAUUGCAACUUGAAGCUAUAUUUCUACUGUAUUUCUUCCUGACUCCAUCUUAAAUCAAUUUUAAAAAGGAAAGACCGAUGGCUAAAAAUUGUAUUUGAUAUAAGCACUACACUAAAUUAAAUUUAGCCUAUCCAAACAGAUUAUUAUUUAGUCUUUCCUCCACUUAAACUGCUUUAGAUUGAUUGUAUUACACAAAAGCGCAAGGACAGAGUUUUCCAUCAAGACUACGUGCCUCAGGAUACUACUUUUUGUCCUCUGUGCAAAAAGUAGUCCAGAUGUAUUAAGGAAACUGCAGGCCAAACCGUUAACCUCUAUGUGCUACACUUCCCACUACCUUAAAGUACCCUGAAGGUUUGCUGGUCUUCAUAAGCUUGUUUUGCUACUCAAUCAAAAGAUUCUAAAUAUACCUGAACUAAUCAUGUCCAUGCCUAUGACUCACAAACCGAAACAAAAGAAGUAGCUUUUUACGUGUGUGUUAGAGUGUGCGUCAUCAUCAUAUGACUACAUGGUGCUCUGUGGUGAGUCCUUGACCUUGCAGUGUUCUGUCGGGAUGCGUUUGAGGUGAAAAUAUGAGCAGGGGCCACUUUUCUAUGUGAAUGAGUCUUCCUCAGAGACGCAUUAAAGUAUCAGGAACUGAUGCAUAAAGGCUUGCUUUAAGACGGACCUGGGGAACCGCCUACUACGCAAAAGAAAAUGCAAGAGAGAGACAAACAUAUUAGAAGGACUUCAGCACAUCAGUAAUCCAAAGAA